Messenger RNA from Anastrepha obliqua, 1782 nucleotides. RefSeq lists its product as uncharacterized. The coding region runs from base 259 to 1485 and encodes 408 amino acids. NCBI's taxonomy places the organism in Eukaryota, Metazoa, Arthropoda, Insecta, Diptera, Tephritidae. The transcript is spliced from 4 exons. The record is from RefSeq and is a predicted model, not a curated record.
UUUUUCAGAAUAGUAUUUCGUUGGACGCUGAUCGAGGUAGAUGUGCUCUGCACACCGUAUAUCAUUUAAAGAAGUUUGUUAAGUGAGAAAAAAUAAAUAUAAAAAGAAAAAGAAAAGAGAGUAAUAAAGCGUGAGUGAGUGCAUAGCAAUAAGAUGUCAGCGAAUUCAAGUAAAAAAAGAGAAUCGGAGGCGGUGAAGAGCGCGCCCGAAGCGGGAGAUUAAGCUGCAACAGCACCUAAUGUACCACCACCCGCCGCUAUGGCUGCUGCGCGCCAAAUGCCCGACUGGCUGAAGGGAGAAUUAUUCGUGGAUCUGCUCAAGAAGAACGUGCCGGAUUUUAAGGCGAUUAAAAGUUUCAGCGCCAAGCCAGCUCAAAAUGCAGGCGAAAAUUAUGCCACACUAAUGGCUUUGGUGCAAAUGGAAGUGGAGCUUGAAACUGGAAAAACGAAACAGCUAUCCUAUAUGUUGAAACUGCCAAUUGACUCGGUGCAAAAGAUGAUGAUGGGUCACAAUAUAUUCGACACCGAAAGCACCAUGUACCGUGAUGUGAUACCCGAAUUGGAACAGCUGUAUAAUGACGUUGGUGUUAAAGUGAAAUUCGCGCCACAAUACUAUGAGCUACAGACGCCAUCCGAAUUCGGUGCUAUACUCCUGGAAGAUUUGCGUCAGCGCAGCUUCAAGAAUGCCAAUCGCUUGGAAGGUUUCGAUAUGGAGCAUAUUAAAUGUGUUUUAAAAAAGCUAGCACAAUGGCAUGCCGCCUCAGCGGUGCGCGUUGAAAGCAAGGGCCCAUAUCCAAAACUUAUCGCUACCGGAAUUCUCACCGAGCAAUUUUUAGAGAUUUUUAAAGCUAUGAAUGAAUCGAGUACAAAAUUGUUUAACGAGUGUGUGCGCACAUAUAAGGGGCAUGAAGAGUACAUAGAAAGCAUGGAAAGGAGCCAAGAUAAGAGGUUCGACAACUUUCGUUCGAUGCUACAUAUCGAUCCAAAUGAAUUUAAUGUUUUGAAUCAUGGCGAUUUUUGGGCCAACAAUAUCAUGUUCCAAUAUGACGCGUUCGGUAAAAUUAGGGAAACAUGUUUCGUUGAUUUUCAGCUGUCGCGUUAUGGACCACCGGUGCAUGACCUGUACAAUGUGCUGCUCUCUUCGACACAAUAUGAAAUCAAGUUGAAAUAUUUUGAAUAUUUCAUCAUGUAUUACCACAACCAUCUGAUUGAGAAUUUGAAAUUGCUGAACUAUCCCAAAAAAUUGCCCGCCUUGAAAGAUCUACACAUAGCGUUGUACAAAUAUGACUUUUGGGGUCCUGCUGUGGUUUCGGGUCACAUGGGCAUAGUGCUGCUCGAUCCCACCGAUGUGGCUAAUGCUGAUAACUUAUUUGGCAACACACCAGGUGGUAUGGAAUUAAAAAAACUGAUGUAUACGAAUGACCGAUAUCGCAAACACGCCGAGGCAGUCUUACCAUGGCUGCAUAAUCGCGGUGCUUUUGAGUGAUAAAAGAAACGGAAGUGAUAACAAAUUUUUUGCAAACAAGUUGAAUAUUUAUAUACGAGUAUUCACAGUUUUGCGAGCUUUUUAUAAAUGCAUACAUGUGUAGGUGUUUUUAUCAGGACGCCUAUGUGUUGUGUGUAUAACAAGGUGCAAUAUUUUUUGCUAUAUUCAGUGUACGUAUGUAUGUAUGUAUGUAUGUUGCUGUGUAGUCUUAUGACAUUUUUGUAAUCAAUUAAUGACAUGCAUUUAAGUAAUAAAGCCAUUUUACGUAAUAAAAAGUUUUAUGCUUUAGCCUUUCAA